GGAAACCACAUGUGAUGACAAACGAAAAAUAAAUCCAAAUUCCGUUAUAAUUCCCAUAUUUUAUUUUAUUUUAUUUUUUUCUCUUUUCUUUCCACUUCAAUAUUUUUCCUUUCUCGUCCAAUAUGCUUAGAACUCUCAUUAGCCCCUCCAUUACUAGACCUUUGACUUCUAACAAGGUUGUUGCCAGAACUUUCUCUACUGCUUUUAUUCAAAGACAGGCUGUUGCAGGUACCACCGAUGAUAAAUCUUAUACCCAUAUCCUGACUGAGACCAAGGGAAAGGUUGGCUUAAUCACUUUGAACCGUCCCAAGGCAUUAAACGCCUUGUGUAGUGAUUUAUUCACCGAGUUGAAUCAAGCUCUCAAAUCCUAUGACAAUAAUGAUAACAUUGGUGCUGUUGUCAUUACUGGAUCCAAGAAGGCUUUUGCCGCCGGUGCCGAUAUUAAGGAAAUGAAGGACAAUACCUUUAUUGAUACUUACAAAAACAACUUUUUGGGUCAUUGGGCCGAGAUGAUUGAUAUCAAAAAGCCUAUCAUUGCCGCUGUCAAUGGUUAUGCUCUUGGUGGUGGUUGUGAGUUGGCUAUGAUGUGUGAUAUUAUUUACGCUGGUGAAAAGGCAGUCUUUGGUCAACCUGAAAUUAAGUUGGGUGUUAUUCCCGGUGCUGGUGGUACUCAGCGUCUUGUAAAGGCCGUUGGUAAGUCCAAGGCCAUGGAAAUGGUCUUGACUGGUAAUGUCAACUUAAAUGCUACUGAGGCUCUUAACUUGGGUCUUGUCAGCAAGGUUGUUCCUAUCGACGAUCUUGUAGAUGAGGCUGUAAAGACUGCCGGUGUUAUUGCCUCUAUGAGUCAACCAUCCGUUCAAAUGGCCAAAGAAGCUAUCAAUAAGUCCUUUGAGGUCCCCCUUAAUGCUGGUCUCCGUUGGGAACGUAUCUUCUUCCAAACCCUCUUUGGAACUGCUGACCAAAAGGAAGGUAUGAACGCUUUUGCUGAAAAGAGAGCUGCCACUUUUACCAACAAAUAAAUAUAUAUGUCCUCUUUCAAUCAUGUAAUAUAUAUUUCAAUAAACCAUGUUUUAAACAUUCCAAUAACUCACACACGCAAUUGGAAAA
Molecule: messenger RNA, 1107 nt
Organism: Mucor mucedo
Lineage: Eukaryota; Fungi; Mucoromycota; Mucoromycetes; Mucorales; Mucoraceae
Product: ClpP/crotonase-like domain-containing protein
Exons: 6
Coding region: 123-1019 (298 amino acids)
Biological process (GO): fatty acid beta-oxidation
Cellular component (GO): mitochondrion
Molecular function (GO): enoyl-CoA hydratase activity
Source: RefSeq, a predicted model, not a curated record